GCUUUGAAUUACUGUACCAGCCAGAUGUGGUCCGACUGUACCUCUCCAUCCUCACCGAAAGUCAGAACUUCAACACUCUGGAAGCUGCAGCAGGGGCUUUGCAGAAUCUCAGUGCUGGCAACUGGACGUGGUCCACGUACAUCCGUGCAACAGUGCGGAAGGAGAGAGGCUUGCCAGUGCUUGUGGAGCUGCUCCAGUCCGACUCUGACAAGGUUGUGAGGGCUGUGUCUAUUGCCCUGAGAAACCUUUCCAUGGAUCGUCGCAAUAAAGAUCUUAUAGGUAGCUAUGCCAUGGGUGAGCUGGUAAGAAAUUUGCCCAGCAGGCAGCAGAGAUCUGCAAAGAACCUGGAAGAGGAUACAGUGGUUGCGGUAUUGAAUACCAUCCAUGAAAUCAUUACUGACAGCUCGGAAAAUGCAAGGUCUCUGAUCCAGACACAGGGCAUUCAGAAGCUGGUAGCUAUCAGCAAGUCAAGCCAGUCUCCCAGAGAAACAAAAGCAGCAUCUCACGUUCUUCAGAUGAUCUGGAGCUAUAAAGAACUACGAAAUGCCCUGCAGAAGGACGGGUGGAACAAAUCACACUUCCAGUCUGUUUCUGCAGCUCCGAAGGGUUCCAAAGGUACUGCUGGCAGGGCUGGCUAUGACGACAGCACUUUGCCUCUGGUGGAUAAAAGUCAAGAUAAUGAGAAGGCUGGGAGUCGUGACAUGAUACCUAUGGAUGAACUCGGCCCAGAUGGGUACUCCACCAUCGAUCACCGGGACAAGGAGCGCAAAUACAAGACCAGUGAUAACACGGGGGACGCCUCGGAGAAAGAACCUUUAAAAAAUGACACAAAUAGGAAAAACAUUAACAGGAGUAACAGGGCUUCGGUGAAUCUGGUGGAUGCCCGUGACAUUAAACCCCAGCCUGUUGACUCCUGGGUCUAAUUUGCAUGCAUGGGCUAGAGUCCAACCACAUUUUUUUUAAUUGAGGGGGAGAAACAACCAUUGAAUCGACACAGAGGAUCUCAUCAGUCACCACUGCCAUUCAGAUCUGGAGGGCGCUGCAUCACUGACCAGGCUGCAGAUUCCAGGAGGACGUGGGGAGAAGCCACCGCUGACUGCCAUUGCCAGCCCCGGAGCACCAUGCCUUACAGCCAGUUUGCUUUUGAACUCGGUUACAUUCCCACCAGGAACAGCCACCGCCUCCCUCUCCCUCCCGCUCCUGCAAGAAGCAAGCAAGCAAGCAGGAAAAGAGAAUCCAAGCUUCCAUCUGGCCGGCUGCGUUCUUCGGUGACUUAGGUGUGGUAGUGCCAAGGGUGAGAAGUGAAGGUCGUGCGGCGGCGAAGGCGGCAGCUUCACAAGUGGAAGAGAAACUGCAGAAUAUUUGAAAUAAUAUCGUAGGUGUAGCCGUGAAGAUAAUAGCACUUUUCCGGUUUGGGGCUCAUUGUUUUGUUUUUUUGUUUGGGGGGAUUUCUUUUGAACUGUGAAUCUAACAUUUCUAAAGGCUUUUUGAAAAAUGUUUAGGUUUUCCUUAUUAUUUCCACAGAAAGUGCAGGACUGUUGAGUGGGUUUAUUGGAUUUUGAUGAAGGGAGAAAACGCAGAACAAAAACUAUUAAACGCUGGUCAAAGGAACUGGAGAGUGGAUGACAAAAUUAAUGCAAGCUGUAUAAUCUGCUUUUAGAGUAAGCUAUAUCAAUCGCAGUGCUAUAUUAUCAUUAUAAUCUGGUGUACAAUACUUCUGCCUUUUGAAUUCUGUAACGGCUCUGUUUUUAUUUCCACGUAUUGAAAAGCAGUUUAUUGAAGGUUUCAGUGUCCCUGGUUCAGAAAUCUAUGCUGAGAAAUGGAGUUGGCUGGCUUUUUCUUUUCUUGUUCUCAGAGAUUGCAAUAAGGAGCUUUUACGUUUUAAAUGUACCAGUGUUGCAUUGAUGAUGAUUAACAAUUUCUUUUGCUAUAGCUGUUAACAGAUUGGAAGAAAAUAGGAGCUUUUUUGUAGGGUGUCUUAUUUUGAACGUGCUAUAAAUUUUAGAUGGGUCUGUCACUUAUAUUUGAUGGUAAAUUCAUCACUGUUGGAUCCAUGUUUGCUUUGGGCUAUAGACCCUGAUGAAAAAUGCCACAAAGGGAACUGGUUUGGCAUUUUUUAAAUCAUCAUCAUGAUUUCUGUGUUCCUUUGGUUUUGUUUUGAGAUUACGUAUUUCGUUUGGCGUGAAAAUCACCCUUGUGCAGCAGUUCUCCUCUCAGAGGCCAAGGCCUGCUUUGUGUAAGGGGGAAUUUUCACCUCACGAGAACCUACUCUGCAUAUAUGGUAUCUGGUAAUGCCGUGAACUAAAUGACUUCAGAUCACCGGUUUUCUCCAGGCAUUGGUCAAGGGAGGGCAGCAGACGAGAAUACGAAGCAAAUGUCUCACUAGUAGCGUCAGAGGACUUUUGCCGAUUUCAUUUGGUUGCCACUGUUCUUUGAUUGCCACAUUUAGUUUUAAACAAGCUCCUAAAAACAGCGUGACAGGAAAGCACAUUUUUGAAUCUAGCAACCAUCAUUUGCGGUUUUCAGUGCCUGCCAUUUCCUUUGUAAUUAAAAAGGGGAAAUAUCCGACAACCUCACCUCCCCCAAAAUAUUACUGUAAUAGUAAACAUCUAAAAUCUUUUGU
This is a messenger RNA of Pelecanus crispus (Dalmatian pelican), 2623 nucleotides long. The record is from RefSeq and is a predicted model, not a curated record. Lineage: Eukaryota; Metazoa; Chordata; Aves; Pelecaniformes; Pelecanidae.